GGCUCUCAUCUCAGGACCCUACCGAGUGCAAAAAACACGAGGUAGCCGGAAAGCGAAGCACCAUCAAACAGGAGCUCAUCGAGAACGAGAAAUGGAGCAAGAAGAUGAAGACCAGGGUGGAAAAGGGAAUUGUGAAGAUCAAGGAAAAGUGCCUGCCAAUUAUCCAGCAGGAGCAAAAGAUCUGGAAACAAACAAAGACCAUCUAUCAAGAGGCGAUCCAGAAGGAGCUGGACAAACGCGAGAGAGAGGCUGACAUCUCCGACGAAGCAAGAGCCUUGAUCAAGCACGCCGAGGACUGGAUGGCUGACCAGGCGAUGAAGCACCAGAAGAUAAUGGACAUCAUCAUGGCGCUCAAGAAGCGCGAUAAAGAAAGAGAGGAUCAGGAACUGAGACAGUGGGAGACGUAUAUUGCUGAACUCCUCCCAUUGCCCAUGACGGGCACCACACCAACGCCUGCCGAUGGUGUUAUCCGCCUUGGUAGAGCGGAUAAUGAUACCCUGGAGGCUAUGAUCGCUGGGAUCAUAGGCAUAUCUGUCCGUCCCACCCGUGUACCGGAGGAGGCACCAGUCCUGGAGGCCAAGGGACUGUGAGAGGAGAAGAAAAACCAAGGAUAAAAAGAAGUAAAAG
Messenger RNA from Truncatella angustata, 627 nucleotides. RefSeq lists its product as uncharacterized. The transcript has a single exon. NCBI's taxonomy places the organism in Eukaryota, Fungi, Ascomycota, Sordariomycetes, Amphisphaeriales, Sporocadaceae. The coding region runs from base 105 to 590 and encodes 161 amino acids. The record is from RefSeq and is a predicted model, not a curated record.